AUGUGCUGCUGUGCAGCAGCAAGUGCUGCUGCACAACAGCAGCAAAUGCUGUUGUGUGCAGCAGCACCUGCUGCUGCUGAUGCUGCUGUGUGCAGCAGGACUUGCUGCUGUGUGCAGCAGCAACUACUGCUGCACAGCGCAGCAGGUGCUACUGCACACAGUAGCAUCAGCAGCAGCAGGUGCUGCUAUGUGCAGCAGCACCAACUGCUGCUGUGUGCAGCAGCACCAACUGCUGCACAGCAUGCUGCACAUCAGUGGCAAGCGGCAGCUGGAGCGGCAGUUGGAGCGGCAGCUGGAGCGGCAACGGUUGUGGUGGCGAGAGGAGCGUCCAAUAGUGGCGACACUAGCGGGAUUAGCAGCGACGGCAGCGGCGACGGUGAUUGCGGCGCGGACAAGGGUGGGGCGUCAAGGAGAGGAGAGGAGAGGAGAGGAGAGGAGAGGAGAGAGGACGGCUGA
Messenger RNA from Manihot esculenta (cassava), 456 nucleotides. RefSeq lists its product as uncharacterized. The record is from RefSeq and is a predicted model, not a curated record. Lineage: Eukaryota; Viridiplantae; Streptophyta; Magnoliopsida; Malpighiales; Euphorbiaceae. The transcript is spliced from 2 exons. The coding region runs from base 1 to 456 and encodes 151 amino acids.